Molecule: messenger RNA, 1339 nt
Organism: Cyprinus carpio (common carp)
Lineage: Eukaryota; Metazoa; Chordata; Actinopteri; Cypriniformes; Cyprinidae
Gene: dexi
Product: dexamethasone-induced protein homolog
Source: RefSeq, a predicted model, not a curated record
CCACCAUAACGGACUCAAUUUCCCAGAGUUCCGUGCGAAUGCAACGGGUUUCGGUGAAGUCAUGAGAAAGCGCCGUUUGUUUUUAUUUUUCACGCGUUAUAAAGCUACGUCGUGCCUUCUGGUGUUUUUUAUUAAUGCUUUUUCCACACCGCCAGACUUUUCAGAGGGACACGUACAGUCAUAACGUCAAAGAGCAGCGCGUAGCCUUGGAACAUUCAAACAUGCCUUUCUUCACUAACUUAUUUGCUGUAUAGUGGAAACAUACUUGCAGGGGAAACAACGUUACCGCUGAAAAGGGAGUUACAUCGCUUCGUGUUUUGAGUGAAAUGGAUGGAUUCACACUUCCAAACUGACCAGUUUGAUAUAAAGGGUCGUAAAUGUUUUUAAUUCGCUCAGUCUGCUCAAUGAGACUGAAACAUAUGUUCUGGAGUCUAUGACACACUCAGUUUCCUCUCGCUUAGAUUCAGUGGAAUCGCUAAUCAACGAGCUUCCAUAUAUGUUUUAUCUCGGCCUGUUUUUUGUAAAUGUCUUAAUUCUCUACUAUACCUUCUUAAUGGAAUACAUAGUCCUUAAUGUAGGGAUAGUAUUCUUGCCAGAGGAUAUGGACCAGGCACUGGUGGAUUUGGGUGUGCUUUCUGACCCAGCCUCAAUUCCAUAUGACACAGACGCUGAGCUGGAUGUUUUUGAGGGAUAUCUGGAAUAAACAAACCAUGAUUGACACUUCCAGCCGAAGCCUUCGCGGGGAAGAUGUCAUUUGGCUGGCUCAUUUGGUUACUGGACAACCAUUGUCAAAGGGAACUGCAUAUGAUCUCUGCAGACAUAAAAUAAUGCUGCAGUGGUCAGCCUAUAAAAAAGUGACUUUCAUGAAUAAGACUUCCAGGUUCAGAGGACUGGCCUGCAAGCAAGCCAUCGUGCCACAUGGAAUAUUUACCUGGAACAUAUAAGCCGAAUGGCCUUUGUGGUUUUCCAUGGAAAUGCCAGCCAGUGUCUCUUCAGAGAUCAAAUUCAGACACUAACCACUACUGUGGAUAUAAAUAUUACAUAAGCCUAUUUAUUUUUAGUUUGGCAUUCAGUGCUCAUGCAGGAUUCUGUGUCAGCCCUGCAAGCGCUUGUUAUUCCUCUGUAGGCAGAACCCUUAUACGUGGUCAGCCACGGCAUGUUUUACCUUCCCUUUAAUGCUAUUUAAAUGAGCAAUAUGUCAUGAGACAAACAGGGUGUCUGAAUCAGUGUUUGGAGUUUUUCUAAAAGUCUCUCUUAGGAACAGCAUAUUUGUGACAGCCUGAGAAAGAUAUAUUUGUCUGAGGUUCGUUUAUCCACUUAAUAUUAAAUAUUACUUUCA